This is a messenger RNA of Zerene cesonia (dogface butterfly), 8261 nucleotides long. RefSeq lists its product as uncharacterized. Gene Ontology annotation, molecular function: monoatomic ion channel activity; protein-containing complex binding. The transcript has 27 exons. The record is from RefSeq and is a predicted model, not a curated record. Gene Ontology annotation, biological process: monoatomic ion transport; transmembrane transport. NCBI's taxonomy places the organism in Eukaryota, Metazoa, Arthropoda, Insecta, Lepidoptera, Pieridae. Gene Ontology annotation, cellular component: membrane. Bases 63 to 5660 code for a protein of 1865 amino acids.
UAAAAAAGAACAUAGCGAUUAAAGUGAUUUGACCGUUUGGUUAGCUGUCAAAUAAUUUGACAAUGAAGUUAAGUGUCAGUGCGUACCGCGCGCACGCAUCGGCACAUAAGAAGAUUCUCACUUCAUCGUACCAACAGCACUAUGGGAGUACAGCCGCGCCGCCAUCUUGCAAUACAUUACCCUUUACACCUCAAGCCGAAGAAGGAACCAGCAGGACGUCGGAGGGCGAGGAUAAUGACGGUAGUGAUGUCAACGCGGAUUCCUCUCGCGCCGUCUCAGCUGCUACCUCGAGGGACGAGGACGACGACUCUAGCAACAACGCUAGCAAUGAAAGCAAGAGCCCUGGACAAAGAACAAAGUCGAAUCAGAGAUGGAUGAAACUGCGUACAACGGUGCAGUUGAGUUCAGCAAUACAGAAGAAACCACCGUUGAAGAGGGAGGACUCCUUCUUGAAGAGGUUCUCCACGCGGCAGAUACCAGAAACGCAGGAAACAGUAGAAGACACAGGUUCAGAAGGAGCGACUGGAGAGCACAGAUCAACGACAAGACAGAGGCGGAGGAAAGUUCGAGCGCCAAGAACUGUGGUCAAUCCAGAUGAAAAUUUCUACUUCUACUGGCUCUGGCUGAUCACACUCUGCGUGUUGUAUAAUCUAUGGACACUUAUCGUCAGACAGAGUUUUCCAGAGUUACAGGUGAUGUGUCACUACUUCUGGUUGACGUGUGACGGGCUCGGAGAUAUCGUGUUCGCGUUGGAUCUGGUUGUACAGCUCCGAACUGGAUAUUUGGAACAGGGCUUAAUGGUAUAUGAUUCAAAAAAGUUAGCAAAACAUUACCUCACAUCGCGGUCCUUCCUUCUGGACAUAGCGGCUCUAACUCCCUUGGACCUCCUGCAACUGAAGAUCGGCACCAACCCUAUUAUACGCUUCCCUAGGUUUCUUAAGGUAUAUCGCGCGGUGAGCUGCUACUACAUAGUGGAGUCGCGCACGGUGUAUCCAAACUUCUGGCGCGUCAUCAACCUCAUACAUAUCCUAUUGAUCCUCGCCCAUUGGUUUGGAUGCUUCUACUUUUUGCUCUCUGAGGCUGAGGGGUUUCAGGGCGAUUGGGCAUACCCCCACCGGCCCGGUGAUUAUGCGACGCUCACGAGGAAGUACCUGGGUUCCUUAUACUGGUCCACCCUCACACUCACCACUAUAGGGGACCUGCCAACGCCGGAAACUAAUGCUGAAUAUGUAUUUACAAUUGUGAGCUACUUGAUCGGUGUGUUCAUAUUUGCCACCAUCGUGGGCCAAGUUGGCAAUGUCAUCACAAACAGAAACGCCAACAGACUCGAGUUUGAGCGCCUUCUCGAUGGUGCCAAAACAUACAUGAGACAUCAUAAGGUGCCGGGCGGCAUGAAGCGGCGCGUGCUGCGUUGGUACGACUACUCGUGGUCGCGCGGCCGCAUCCAGGGCGGCGGCGACAUCAACACCGCGCUCGGCCUGCUGCCCGACAAGCUCAAGACGGAGCUCGCGCUGCACGUCAACCUCAGCGUGCUCAAGAAGGUGACGAUAUUUCAAGAGUGCCAGCCAGAGUUUCUUCACGACCUGGUCCUCAAAAUGAAAGCGUAUAUUUUCACCCCUGGCGAUUCAAUAUGUAGGAAAGGUGAAGUGGCUCGCGAAAUGUUCAUCAUAGCGGACGGCAUUCUGGAAGUGAUCUCGGAAACCGGCAGAGUCCUCACCACUAUGAAGGCGGGGGACUUCUUCGGCGAAAUUGGGAUUUUGAAUCUAGAUGGAUUGAACAAGCGCACGGCGGACGUGCGCUCGGUGGGCUACUCGGAGCUGUUCUCGCUGUCGCGCGAGGACGUGCUCGCCGCCAUGAAGGACUACCCCGAGGCGCAGGACAUCCUGCAGACGCUCGGCCGCAAGCGGCUGCAGGAGGCCAAGACCAUGUCGCGGCAGAAGCCCAAGCCUGAAGGCAGCCCCGAUAAAGCUGGCGGCGAUGACAGCACAUCAAAGAGAAUCGUCCACAAGUUGCGUACUGAUGUCAAGGGCAUCCGCAACGCGAUCCGCAGCCGCUCGCGCGCGGGCGCGGGCCGCCGCUCGGGCGACUCGCUCGAGCUGCGCGACGCCAAGCUGCUGCGCCGCAUGCCGCGCGUGGCCAGCGACGACCACCCCCCGCACGAGGAUAAUGUUGGCGAUUCAGCUUCAGCUGCCAAAGAUGGGGAAAAAGUUGUGUCACCUAUUGGAGCUGGCCUUCCUUUACUUUCACGAUUAAAACUGCUGAAAGAAAAACAGGAUCGCGAAGAAAAAGUAUCAAAGCAGUGGAAUUUAACGACAUCAAUGCUGUCUCCACCACCUUCUCAACCCACACCUUCCACCAGUUCUGCUCCUGAUGCAGAACCAGAGGUCAUAGGAGCUGGGCUACCACUCAUACAAAGACUACUUUUACUUAAAGCAAAAGAAGAAAGAGAAAAGAACCAAUUAACGCCUACGGCCAGCAACCAACCAUCUAGCUCAGAAACUAUUAGCCCUAAUUCGAUAAAAAGCCCCUUGAGUCCUACCAUCAAAACUCUAAGUCCUUUAAAGAAAGGGUCAGAGCCAAGUUCACCCGGAAAGCUACACAGUCCAACGACUAGAACGUCAAGGAAAAAUUCCUCUGGAUCCAGUGACGGUGCCUCCAAACCUAAAGUGAGUUUUAGAGAUAAAAUAUUACAAGUGCAAAGUGAUGGUACCGCUGUCUGUCAACCACUUAAUAAGGAUAUUAGUGAAAAACCAGCUGCCGUAGUAGAACCAACCCCCAAAACAGAAAGUAAUUUAAUAUCCAUACCACAUUCUGUUGUAAGUAAAAUUAAAUCUCCUGCCAAAGUUGUCGGUUCAACUUUUCGGGAUAAGUUAAAAAUGUUACAAAAUGGAAGUUCAAAAGAGCCUGAUAGCGAGAAGAAUAAAUCUUCAGUAGAUAAAACAUCACUCGAAGUCAUUCCAAUUCAAGCAAAGGAUAGCCAAGAAGAUUGCAAAAGUAAAAAGCCUUGGAGCAAAUUAAAAAAGGCAGCCAUAUUGGGAGACUCAAAAAGUUGUAGUAAAAGUAGUAUAGAACUCAAAAGUGAAAGUGAUAUAGCUAAAGAGGUGGUAGCUAAGGUAGAAACAGGUGUAAAUAUUAGUGCUCCUAUUGUAGUUAAUACGGCUGAGCUUGUUAAGAUAGACAAUAAUAAUAUUGAGAUUGAUAGUGAUAAGAUUGAUAAGCCAAAAAUAUGGUUAACAAGCCCUUUAGACCCCGUCCAGGAGAAAAUAGAUUUAUUAACUUCGUCUCCUAAGAACAAUGGUUCAAAAUCAAAUGACGUUAAAAAAAUUAUAACGAGCGGAACAAUGCUUUUACCUAAAGCGAAGAAAUACAAGUCGAUAGAUGAUUUAUCUCCAGAAUAUGGAGGAUUGCCUUUUGUGAAGAAAUUAAAAAUUUUAAACGAAAGGCAAAAGUUAGCUGAAUUAGAAAAAGUUGUAAAAAUACGUAGUUCUAGUUUAGAUUGCGCAAGUUCUUCUGAAGAUUUGCUUUGCGACACCCUUACUCGAAGUCAUUCAGAAGGAAGUACAAUGGAUAAGAGAAAGUUCAAGAGAAAAUCGAUCGAUUCCCUCGGAAGCCACGAAUCGAAUGAGACAUUGGAAAGGCGAACGUUAAAGUCAAUAUUAAAGAAAUUAUCCGAAGAUGUAACGCCAUCGGAAAGCCCCCAAAGAAAUAGUGAAUUGAGAAAAUUAAUACGAGCACCGACUCUGGAAGGAUAUGCGGCAAGGCAUUCAAAGUUUGCUAAAAGCGUGACUUUCCAUCGGCAUACUUUACCAUCGCCGCCCGGAAGUGCGUUGUCAGAUAUAGUCGAUGACGUAUUUGAGUUACCAGAACCUAAAAAGGAACCGCAAAUAUCUCCACCCCUGACAGACGUUCCUCCAGAUGCAAUUUGUCCCCAGAACCAAAUAAUUAAGUCUAAUGAAACUGUGCUACAUAAAGAUUAUGGGCUCAAUAUCAAAACUGAAUAUGAGUUGCAACAGAAUAUAGACUUCAAGUCGCUGAGACCGGAAGAAAUUAAAGUGCCUUCUGAGAAACCGAAAAUAACUUUAAUAUCUGCUGUUGCUAAUCAACGGAAACUAUUUAGAGCAUCUUUGGAAGAGCAAGAGUAUUUCGGAGAGGUGCUAUUAGGUAUUAAACAAGUUAUAGAAGGGCAUUUACAUGAAGUUCAAGGAAAAUUUCAGGAAAGAUUUAACAGCCUAGAAAACGAAGUUCGAAAGCGUGAUGAAAUUAUAAGCCAGCUUCAGAAUAGGAUACAAGAGUUAGAGAGAUUAGGUCUGUCUACAAAUUCAGGUCCAGUUCUACCUGAUCCGCUCCGAGAUACUAAUCCAGACACUAAAACACACAACGACACUUCACCGAGUGAUGGCUCUGAAAUUAUUGGCGGUUUUAUGAGAGGGGACUCUCUCGAUACAAUCUUCGCCACAUCUCCCGGCGAAGAGGAGAAAAACAAACAAACAAAAUCCGAGCCUUGCUCAAGCAAAACCGUAUCCUGUGAUGACCUCACUGAGGAAAAUCUACAGGAACUUACAGGAGGAAUAGAACUUUCCAAACUUUCCUAUACAGAAUUACAAAGCCUAGCCGAAUCUAUAUCUAGGUCGGAUAAGACUACUUCUGGUAAAGAGAAAUGGAGCGUUAGCAAAUCUAAACGGCUAGAUUUGAACCUGGAUGGGAAGGCUGGGACGUAUUCGAGGAAGCGGGCCGCUAAGAUUCGACAGAGGAAGUCGUGGGACCAGGAACAUAACGACCAAGAGGCGGUGGAAAUGCAGGAUCUCACCAGAUGCAUAUCACCCCAGACCACCUCGGAGGACCGUUCCCUCCUCAGCCCGGAGCAGUCGAGCGCCCGCUCCCGCCGCGGGAUGCCGUUUCACUUCUUCGGCUCGCACCUCGACACCAAGUCGAAGAUCAAGAAGACGCUCUCCGUGGAUACCGGCAUGCACCACACGGGGAGGAAGGAGAAGGUGCGGUGCGGCAUCCCGGAGGGCGCGCGCAAGUUCAGCCUGGGCGCGUGGUUCGGGCGCCGCGCGCCCCACACCGACGUCGUGCUCGACAUCGCCACCGACUGCAGCUGGAGUGAUACCACAUCAACAUCGAGCGACUCGGAGUCGAUUCCCCACACGCCGGUGUUCGAGGAGUUCCUCUCGGGCCGCUCCCGCGCCGGCGCCGCUCCCGCUGCCACAGGGUUCUCGUGCGGCGGCGACUGGGAGGUGCUCAUGCUGGCCGACGAGCUGGAGCGCCGCGAGCGCCGCGCGCUGCGCGACCUGCGCGACCUGCAGGAGGAGUCGGACAGUCCGCAGCGCGCCGACAGCGGAGCGCCCGCGCCGCCGCCCCACUACCAGACUAGAUCGGAAUCGUCCCUCCGGCCCUCCCGCGGCGUCAUCCUCCGCGCCGCCAGCCUCGACCGCGAGGCGCCCCACUCGCGCUCCCUCCCCCACUCCCACUCCCACUCGCUCUCCCACUCCGCGCACUCCCACCCGCUGUCCCACCACCACUCCGACUCGCUGUCCCACUCCCGCUCCGACUCCCAGUCCGACACCCACUCCCUCUCCCACUCCGAGUCCCACUCGCUCCCCCACUCCCGCUUCCCCCUCAAGAGCGCGAGCGCAGACUCGCAGAGGAAGAGACUCUGAUCCGUCGUACAGGCUCUGGCCGUCAUACUAAACUCGAUAGUUCCAUAAAUUAUAACAAAUAUAGGUACUGAUAUAUUAUGUAUAAGUUAAAAAAAAAUCACAAAAAUGCGUUUUAUUGGUUACCUUGUGUGAAUUACUUGCGAUAUGAAAUUGUUGCUUUUGCUAUAACCCUUAGAAAAAUUUUUUGAAACAAAUUGUCCGAACACGAUACAUUUCCUUAGAAUUAUUUUCUUUUCAUUUAUUUACUCGAUUGUAAUAAAUUUGAACCACAAAUAACUUUAAUUUUUUUUUUAAUAAGUUAAAAAAUAAUCUACACCAAUGUCAAUGUAUGAAGACACGAGGCUAUUGAUAUAAUUUUGAUAUUUAUAAUAUUACUCAUGAAUAUAUAAAUGUAGGUAUGACAUGUAUGCAUAAAAUUUAAUCAAAAUACCAGUAGGUAUGGAGUACCAUAUUUUGUCAAACAUUCAAGCAAACUUCUAAUAUAUUAUAACACAUUGAAUGCAUAAUGAUUGUUUUUUUUAUAAAAUCUGUUUCUUUGUGCGAUUUCAAAUUUCUAUAAAUUUUAUAGAAAUUCCACCUCAGUUAUUACCUAUUCAUAUUUUUAAUAGCAACGGACGAGAGAAUCAUGUUUAAUCUAUGUAUUAUAUGACCACAUCGGGUCAAUUAUUUAAUUUAUUAGUACUUUAAUCAAAACCGAAAUAAAUUUUCAACUUACGUGUUUGAAAAAUAAUAUGUUUAUAGUUAAAUUGUAUUAAUUAAGUAUCUGAAAUACGUUAGCGCUUUUAUGUUAAUAAAUAAUCAUAAGUAUUAUUUAAAAUGAAAUUAUAGUAAAUAUCUCGUUGAUAAUUUGUAUAUUAUAUUACAAAGGAUAUGUUGAAAACAUUAUAAUUUUUAUAUUAUUAUGCAUGAUAAAAGUAUUGCACAAAAACUCCAUGAAAUAAUUCAUACUGUAUAAGUACAUAAUGUAAACCCAUUUAAUGUUAAUCAUUAUGACUUAAGUUAAUCACAUGACUACAUCAUAUUAUUUAUAAGUUAAAACCUCCAUCUAUGUAUCUCCUAAAAGCACAAUUUUAAAUUUAUAUGGAAUAUAAUAUAUACAAUUAAUAUAUUAUAGUUACCUAAUUAGGUAGGAUAUACAUUCUUACAAUCGCUUUAAGUAGACACGAUCCAAAACCUGUGCCAAUAAGUAGGAAUUUUUUAACAAGUAAAUGGUAUGAAAUAUAGAUAAUUCUAGUGGUAAAUUACAAAUAGGUAUGAUAAUUGUAAAUAAAUCAUUAUAAAAUAAUUGAGAUUUAUUAAUUCGUAAAACAAUGUUUCAGAACAAAUUAUAUAUGUGUUAACCAUAUUAUAAACUUAGUAGUAAGUAGAUUGUAAAUAAUUAAAAUUUAUGAAAUUAGUGAGAAAAUUUCUAAUAAAUUCUAAUGUAAUAUAUAUACCUAUAUAUAAGGAUAAACUAUCCACUUAUAUAACGUGGCUAUAUUGACAAAAAUGAUCUAAAUCUAGCAAUUUUUAGAUAUUAUAGAUUGAGCUAUUAGCACAAUGUAAAGAACAACCUCAUUGUUUGACCGACAUUGUUAGAUACUAAGAGAAUAGAUAGAACCUUAUUUAUACUAAGAAUGAGGAAUACUUCAAGUGUAUUAGAAUUGUAAAGAAAGAAAUAUUAAUAAAUAAAACGAUGAUAUAAUAACAGACUUUUAUUUACCGAUGAAGGCAAAACUGCAAAUUCACAUUUCAUAGCGAAUGAUUUUUUUAAAUAUACCUUUCUUCUAUUUGUGCAUGGUCGUUUUUUUAAAUGUAAAUUUCAAUCUUCAUGAUUAGUCACAGAACCUCAUGUGAAAUGAUUAUUUUUACUAUUUCCAAGUAAGGCAUCUGCAGGCUUCUACAAGGUAGGAGGUAUGAAGGCAAAACUUUUGUUUUGUAUUUGUUUUAUUUAUUGGUAUGUAAAUUUUGAAUAACUUAAGAUAAUUUGUUUAAAUAUACAAAAAAUUACAUCUACCUUAGACACAAUUUUUUGUAUAUUUCAGAGACCAUUUUUUACAUUUGAUUUUAUUGUUGCCCUUCCUGCUUGCGGGCUGUGUUUAGUGAAUCAUGGUUUACAGUCAUGUUCUACAUUCCGAGAAAAGAACCGAGUCAUGGACAAAGCAUAAAUUGGAUAAAUAUUUGUCAUUGAUGUUUAAUAUUCUUAGGAAAUUCGUUUAAAUUUACUUUUUUAAAGAUUUUAUUUAGUAUAUUAUAUAUGAGAACAGUUUUUCUUUGACACAUGAAUUAAAAAAGGAACAGACCUAUCAAAGGACAUACAAUACUAUUGCAUUUGAUAAGAUUGAAUGAAUAUCUAUCUAAUUUGUUACAACUACAUUCUUAAACUCUAAUAAAUGCUUGUCUAAGUGUGUGCUUUUUUACAAUAAAAUGACAAAUUUCUGGUCCGUUAUAUAUUUCUAGCCCUGAACAAUGUAUUUAUCAAGUAGUGUUAUUUGCAAUAUUUAAUAAAAAUAAAUAAUUUCUCACAAAUAAUGCAUACACUAGGAACUCAAUAAAUAAAAUUUACUUAAUUGGCAGAUAGUUAAACAUGGAAUAUAUUUGAUUAUAAUAUAUCUAACGAAA